Messenger RNA from Electrophorus electricus (electric eel), 4454 nucleotides. It is a transcript of the gene ncapg2, whose product is annotated as non-SMC condensin II complex, subunit G2. Gene Ontology annotation, biological process: mitotic sister chromatid segregation. NCBI's taxonomy places the organism in Eukaryota, Metazoa, Chordata, Actinopteri, Gymnotiformes, Gymnotidae. Gene Ontology annotation, cellular component: nucleus; condensin complex. The record is from RefSeq and is a predicted model, not a curated record.
GGAUGCGCGCGCCGAGUGCCUCCUGUUUCUAAACAGUCCGCUAGGUAAUGAACAUAAAAACGCCUCACGCUUAUUCACAGCAGCGUGUGACGCUGAUUUAAAAGUAUUUUAACCUAUUUCUGCGCGCUGAGUGAGGUUUGUUAACGUCAGUCCAUCUCACAUCUCGUAGUGCGACUUUAUGUUUGGCUAGGAUAAGAUAAGCUAACGUUAGCGUAACGUCGGCGGGUUUCUGAGGUAAAUCCAGGACUCGCUCAUUAAUUUCCUCUUUACCUGCUCGUGUUGCAGUCUAAGAUACCUGCGACUUGACACCGAGAAGAUGUCAAAAAGGAAGGAAUUACUGGAUUCCGUUCAUCCGGAUAAAAUUCAAACCUUUCUCAACUUUAUUAAGUUACAUAAGGACCGCGCGGAGCCGUUCGACCUGACCGAGCUGGUGCACGAGCUACCGAGGACCCAGAGGGUGGAACUUUGGCGAAGGGCGGCGGCGGUCCUGCGGCGCGCGCUGGAGGCCUCCCCGCCGGAGCGCUGGGUCACGAGGCUCGAAGAUGCCAGCGGGGGCGAGGUGGAGGGGGAGGAGUCGCUCGAGCUGAAACGGACCAUGUCUGUGCUGGACGGAGUCACGCUGCUGUGCACCGCCUGCGUGGAUGUUGUGGAGGACGGAGACACCUGCUCUGACCUGCUGGACUGCGCGCACAUGCUGGACAGUAUAGAGAGUGCCUUGCCGCUGUCUGAGAUGCCCCUCCAGCGGGCUAUUCAUUGGCUGUUUGAAUGCUGGUGGAGGCGGGGUUUACCUGGGAAGGCGGAGCUUGGCUGGACUGCCUUUGUUGUUUGUUUGGAGAAUACAGUUAUACUCAAGAAACCGAUCAGUGAGCUGACCAGGCUCUGUGGCCUGCGUGAGGUGCUGCUCACAGUGGACUUUACAUCUGAGAGGGGUCAGUCUGUGACCGACCCUCUACUGCAAUGCUUCCUCAGUGCCAGUCUCAUCAAACGGGAGGAGGGAAAGCGUUUUCUUGCGUUCCUCUUUGGCUGGGACGUGAUGUUUAUUAGGAUGAUCCAUGAGACCAUUAAAAACCAGCUACAGUUUUUCUCCAGGGCCGUGGCCGCAGACAUAGCAGAGGUUUACUUCCGUGCGUGGAGGAAGGCCAGCAGCCCCUUCCUGGAGGAGUUGGAGAUGUCCUGCAUUCAGGACUUAAUGCAGCACACUCUGUUGCUACCCCGCACCUCACCCGUCCACCCCAAAGUCCGGCAGGUCCUGACGUACUUCCACCAGCAGAAGUACCGUCAGGGCAUGGACGAGAUGCUGCACCGCCUCUAUAAGCCCAUCCUGUGGAAGGCCCUGAAGGCGGUGAAUCCGGAGGUGCGAGCGAACGCCACUCUCCUCUUUACAGAGGCGUUUCCCGUUCACGACCCGGCCCUGGGCAGCGAGAGGGUGGACGAACUCGUCCAGAAACAGCUCGACAUGUUGUUUGCCCUGCUGGAGGAUGCACGACCGAUGGUGCGUUCCACGGCAGUGCUGGGAGCGUGUUCAGUGUUGGGCCGCUGCUGGGAGCUUCUACCCUCCACCAUCAUCACCGACCUGCUAAAGAAGCUCCUCCUCCAGCUCGCCAAUGACACCAGCUCCCCUGACUGUCGCUGCUCUGUCUUCAUGUGCAUAUGUGUGAUUCUGGAUAAUCGUCUCAGCCAUCCUCUGCUGGAGAAGCUCCUCCCUGCUCUGAAGUCCAGCCUCCACGACACCUCAGAGAAGGUUCGCGUCGCAUUUGUGGACAUGCUGCUCAAGAUCAAAGCAGUCCGUGCAGCCAAGUUUUGGAAGGUGUGCUCCAUGGAGCACCUGUUGGAGCGGUUGGAGCGUGACUCCCCAGCCGUGUCCAAACGCAUCGUUAACUUGCUCUUCAACUCUUUCCUGCCGGUGAGUCAGUCGGAGGAGAUCUGGUGUGAGCGCUGUGUCACCAUGGUGCAGAUGAACCCAGGAGCCGCACGCAAGUUCUACCGCUAUGCCUGCCUGUACACCGCCCCCACCAACAUAGUGAAACUGAUGCUGAUGAUUCGAAAGUGUCUGAACUCGUGUAUUCAAAAGGGUGUAAAAAUCACAGAUGACUCUGUGUCCAGCAAUAAAGAAAACUCUUCAGUUUUGGAGGAGGUGCUCUCUGUGAAGGACACUGCUGUCAUGGCCAGUCUGCUGGAGAUCGUGGUGAUUCUCUGGAACAGUGUGCAGAAAUCUCUGGAGCUCCACCAGGACGCUCUAAGCUACAUCACGGCCAAGUUCGCCAGUGUCCUGCCAGAGUACCUACGAGUAUUCCAGGAAGAGCGUUGUACAGCUCCACUCAUCCGCUUGGCGUCUUUACUGCCUGCUGCUGCUGUACCAGCACUAAGGAGUAAAGUGAUGGCACAGUUGCGGAAGCUGGACUCUGGCUGUCCUGUGCCGCUAUACAGCCAGCCGCUGGAGUGUGUGUGCGCUUGGGGUCAGCUGGGUGGCGUGCUGGAGCUGGUGGUUGAGUGGCUCACUGAGGCGAACCCUACACUGAGUGAGAGGAGGGAGUCAGAGAGUCGGCGGGUCAAAUUUGAUGACCCAGCACAGGCCAGGCCAGGCCUGGGGCUGGAUUAUGUGGCCUUGCUGCUGCAGAGGCCUCGUACUCGGGACUGUCUGCUGGCUCUGCCCCUGGACCAGCUCACGCCACUACUGCAGGCUCUCAGUACAUGGAAGGAGGUGCUGUAUUCCUCUCUCAGUGAGGGAGGUGUCAGUGCAGCGCUGACUGAGACGACGGCUCUCACAGCGUUCAUCUUGCACACUCGCCUCAGCAUCCAUCUCCAACAUCGGUACCCGGAGGGGCGGGACUUCCUGGGCUCACUGGAGCACUCCAUGGACUGGGUGGAGAAGAGGGUCCUGCCCUUCCUGGUCGCCCCUGGAGAAUACGUCUCUGAGCAACAGACGACUCUGGCCAGGCACAUCGUGGAGAGUUGCAUGACUGUGUGUAGGGACGCUGUGCGAGUGGCGGUGGGAGAUGCUGAUUUCAAUGACCAUGUGCUGCAGCUGGGCUCCUAUGUGUUACUGUCAGAGAAAGGGUAUGCAUGUAUCCCACUGCUGUUGUCUCUGCUAGCUGAGGUGGCGCAGGACUCCAUUUCCCAUAAUGCUGAGGUACAGGAGGAGCAGCUCUCUGUCACCCUCCGAAUUAUAACCAAUAUGUUCCAGAAAGUUCUGGAGGUCAUGGCUCAUCGCCUACGGAAGGACAAAGAAGAGGGUGAGGAGCUGUGCGGCUCAUCUGAAGACGCCCUGCAUGACUUCCUGCUUGUAACUCAGUUAGCAUCUGAGGAGGCUGAGGUUAUGACCGGGAUCUUCUCCUCUCUGUGUGCCGCUGUCCUCAUCGACGUUAGCCGGGUACUGCAGAAGCUGUCUCAUCCUGAAGAGGUGAUGACCCCAGAGUCAGUCUCUGACCUGCCGCCCCUCUCAGCCACUAUAAUUGGAGCCAUCCUCAAGUCUCCUGCAGUAACCAGGUGCUUCUGGUCUGAGCUGAGUUUGUCUGUGAACUCUGAGGCCAUCGAGAGCCUCACAGGUCUGACUGCCGUUGCUCACAUCCUGGCCAUUGGAAGAAAAGACAGCAUCCAGCAAAACCUGAAGGGAAUCGCCAUGUCCGUGCACACACAGAUCCUCAGGCACUCCACAACACUGGGGGAGCUCACAGACAUGCAGAGAGUCCUCUAUGAGAGUGCGAUCAGGACCCUGAAUGAGGUUCUGCUGCAGUGAGACUACAGCUGGUUCUGGUAGACCACGCAUGGCCCAGGGAUCAGAGUUCUGCUGUCCUAACACGUGUUGUGUUAACUAGACUGUCUCCCAACUGUGUCUCUCACAUGAGACCUAUGGGUCAUGUAUACUCGCUGCAUCUCCGUUGUGCAGUGUCCCUGAAGUCUUUUUGUCUGGUCAGUAUAAAGAUGUACUUCGUUUGUGACCGUUCUGGUAGUAACUUGAACUUGUGUGUGGAGAACUGCAAGGGAAGAUAUUGUGAAGCACUCACUUCCAGAUCCAGAUGUCCUGGUCAGACUCCUUCGUUUAGUAGUCAGACAGACCUUAGGACACAUGGGGCAAAAUAACCAUUGUGAUAAAGAUUGUAAGACUUUGAGGAGUUCAGAGUCUUUCAUAAAGUUUGCUUUUUCAUUUAAAAUUAAAAGCCAUUUAAAAUGACAUUUUUUAAUAUUGGAAAUAAUGUUGGUUUUUCUCUUUUCUAUAUUUUGAAUUCAUUAACAAACAAUAAAAUAAAAGCUCAUUGUGUUGGCAGUUUAAGAAGCAUUUUGAGGUCCACAGCAUCUAUAACCCAGAGGGAUUGUUGUUUUAAAUAGGAGUUAAACCGGCUUCUUCUGUCCACUAUGCAGAGUAGCUCCAGGUUGGGCCCUGGGGUUAGGUCUGUCCUAACCUCACUGAUGUGGACUGGGGAGGGUGGGUUGCCUUUUUGACCUCUUCACCAGAG